This is a messenger RNA of Lodderomyces beijingensis, 2178 nucleotides long. The record is from the annotation of a GenBank genome assembly. NCBI's taxonomy places the organism in Eukaryota, Fungi, Ascomycota, Pichiomycetes, Serinales, Debaryomycetaceae.
AUGUUCAGAUACAGAGAUGCCAGCAACUUUGAAAAUGCCACACGAAGCGAUUUCAAAAGCCAUUACCACAAGAUCCAACGGUUGAUCAAUACCCGAGUCCACUUGAGUUUGAAGUAUGACCAGCUAAGAUCUCCCGAGAUCCGCGCAACCUUGAUGCUGCCGAUUACCCACGAGAUUGUUGCAAUUUGCGAGUCGACUCUGCUAAAUCUCGACGUUUGCACCCACCUCAUCUUUAUUCUUUUGCUACUCCGAUACGAGUAUUUUAUACAGCUGGAAAACAACCUAUUAUAUUUCGACCUCUUGUCCACAAAAGCCAUGGUUUGCGAGAUCUUGGCGGUGAGGAUGUUGAGAGAGUACAAGUCCCAGCAAAGAAUCAAGAUGUUGUUCUACAAAUGCCCGCACCCGAUCAAGAUCAACGGGGCAGAGCUCGAUAUCAACACGUUCGAGCUUGGAGUGCUAACACUGCUGAAGCUUUUCCUAUCGCAGCCCAUCAUUAUCCAAAUCUUGGACCGGUUCUACGAAGGAGAUUUGGUGCAAAGUGAAAAGUACAUGCGCGAGGACGAUGAAAAGAGCCUACUUGGCGACGAUUUCGGCAAUCUCAGAGCGGGGCGCCGCAUUUCCUUUUCUCGUCUUUUUUACAAAGCAAACGUUGUUCCUCGGUACCAGACCCUCGCACUCAACUUGAAGUUGAUUGUGUUUGCCGCGUUGUACUUUGUGAUGAUGUUUGGACCCGUGAACUGGAUCACGGAAACGUCAUUUUGGGUUCUUGGCGUUAGUCUCAACUUGGAGUUGUUUCUCAAAGUCACGCACAUUGACCACAGGUUUUUGAACAUGAUUCUUUGGAACCACAUCGACUUGUGGUUGAUCAUAAUGCUCGACGCUAGCUUUUUGAUGCGUUUUUUCGUUUUGAGGCACUAUUACACGGACAUUUUCAGUUUGAUCGGCGUCAUCUUGUUCCCGCGCUUGCUUUCCGUUUUCAGCAACUACAAGUCGUUCAACUUGAUUGUGAUUUCGUUCAACAAGAUGAUUUGGAACUUGGUUGGAUUGGUUUUCUUUUUCUUUACCUUGAUUAGCGGGUUUUACUUCAGCUUCAUCGCCUUGAACCAGGACCAAAGCAAAGGGGUCAUCUUGUUCAAUAUGGUCAAGAUCUUUUUCGGGUUUACACCCUCGGUAUGGGACAACUGGGAGUACUUCAACACGUUGGGUAAAAUGAUGCAAAUGCUCUACCUAUUCUUGAUCCAGUUUAUCGUGGGCACGAUUUUGGCGAUAUGUUUGAGUGGGAUUUUCCUCAAGGCUCGCGAGAAUAUGCAGCAGGAGUUUUAUUACUAUAAACUGAAAAACAUGGUGCUGUACUUUCGCAUGGCGAAAUUGAACCAGAGGCGGAAUUUGCCAAACUAUUUCUUGCAGUUGUUCAAGGCUCCCGUUGUAUUGGUGAUUUUUGUGGACGAGUUUAUUCUGACGGCACUGCACUCUCGACGAAGCCCAGGUGGCAACUUGAAGAAUUUCGUCUUUUUCAAAAGCGAUGAGCCUUUUGGCGACGCGGGAGCCAAUGAAAGAAACCAGAUAUUUUUAAAGAACCACCAAUCAUUGAGCACGUUGGGUGGCGGCCAAUUGAGAACGGGAUCAACAGAUUCGUUUUUCAUUGACCAGCUUUUGAGUCGCAAAUACGGCACGGGCAUGGGGACUGGCAUCUCCCUGAGUACGGAAAUGGGCACGGGGAAGAUUGAAAAGUCGUCAAACAACGAAGACCGCAAAAUCAGCUCCAAGAGAAUGCUUCUGCCAAAUGCGCAGCCUCAAAGCUUGCAGCGGCUAUCCAGUGCACAUCGCCGCCACUCUUUGUUCCAUCAAUCGUCGCCUUCUUGUCAACAGACGCCUGCCGCAUUCAACAGCAACAUGGCUGGCGGACUACUAUCGAGGAUAACUACAUUGGAACACUUGAAGGCCAAACGUAGCAUCUCAAGCGACGCCGAUGACAAUAAACUGGUUUUGAUUUACGACAUUGCAGAAAUCGCUCACGAUGACGAUGACCUCGAGAAAGACGGAGAACUGAUAAGUUCCGAAAUCGACUCGCUCGAGAAUAGUUUGGAAGCAACGCCACCUAUGCAUGUUGGCUCUAUAGCCGAAAGCGAUCUUGACCAUUAUGACAGCGAUAGAACUUUCCAGCUUCAGCAUGGGUGA